CUGUAUGUCGCAGAGUGACAUAUGCAGGUACAGUUCAAGGAAAUAGAUGGAGGAAUGCGCAUGCAAACGUCAGUCAGUUAGUCCGACAAAAAGUGUUUUUUUUAAGUCGAUAACAUACAAAUUGAGCAUGUAUUAAUGUUCACUUUUGCAUAGCAUAUCUUGUGGUGUUCCGUCCAGCCUGAACGUUCAUGAAAAGAAAAGGAGAACACGUGAGUUUGUGAGUGGAAGAGGCUCCGCUGUCCGCCCGCUGACGCACGGCACAGGUGCGCACCCGCCAAAGCUUGACACGUUUGUUCGUUUUUUUGAGUGAAGCCGUCAUGGAAAAAUCCAAAAACUUCAGAAUUGACGCCCUGCUGGCCGAUGAGACCAACCGCGUGAGCCGAGACCUCUCCCCAGGUCUGAGCAGCGACAGCCCCGCAGGCAGCCCGGUCUCCUGCCGCCGCGCGGACACCCCGUCUCCACGGUCCGCACAAUUUCAAGGAUUAAUCCACAAACCGGGUGUUCUAAAUCUCCCUCAUCCAGGACUUGCUUCAAUUUCCGGCAUGUAUCACGCACCCAUGUACCCGUUAUCCGCGUUGGGUGCUCAGCACCCCGCGUUCGCAUACACCGGCUUCACACAACUAACACAUACCUACCCGGAUCACCUGAAGGCGGCUGCUAUGGCGGGAUCUCUGCCCCUGGAGCACUGGUUCCGCGCAGGGAUCAUGAUGCCACGACUGCCAGAUUACACCACGGGCCCUCAGUCUGGUCUGUUGGGGAAGUGCCGGAGGCCUCGCACCGCCUUCACCAGUCAGCAGCUGCUGGAGCUGGAGAACCAGUUCAAGCUCAACAAAUACCUUUCCAGACCCAAACGCUUUGAAGUGGCCACCUCACUCAUGCUGACUGAAACACAGGUCAAGAUCUGGUUCCAAAAUCGGAGGAUGAAGUGGAAACGCAGCCGAAAGGCGAAGGAGCAGGCCUCCGCCUCGGCCCAGUCUGAGGCAAAGCAACGCAGUGGAGGAAAAACAGCCACAGACAAAUCAAAUGAGAGCCGACAAGCUGCGAAUCCAGACGACAGGGGGAUAGAUCUUGAUCAGGAGGAUGGAGAAGAGGAGGAAGAGGAGGAGGACGAGGAGGAGGACGAGGAGGAGGAGGAAUUUGAGGAGGACGCCCAGCAUGCUUUUCCUGUUGGGACGCCGCGAGCCACAGACUUCUUGCAGCGCAGCACCGAUGUUGACUACAAUCCCCACAGCCCUUUCUCUGAUGAGGAGCUGGAGGGGGUGCAAGUAGGAGGAGGUGACAGGAAGAUCGGGGCAGGACUGUGAGCAGACACUCAGGAAACACCAGUUUGGUUUCCAGAGAAUUACAGACACAUUACACUGGGACAUGUCUGUGUUUGUGGUCACUGCAGUUUCCAGACAAAAGCCACAAAUAUACUUUAUAAAACCAUCUGUGAAUAAAAUCUUCUCUAUACUGUAUACAUUUCGUAGCAUGCCAAGAAAAGAAAAAAAGGUUCUCAUUUCCUCCCAAAAUGUUGCUGUUUUCAUGCCAAUCACCUUCUGGUCACCUUGUGUUUGCUCCAUCCACUGACAGCUGGAGCUCCACCCAGUGAACACACACGACUGAAGGAUGCGUACAGUGUAUGCGUACAGGAUGCACAGAAGCCUAGGUGCAGCCUCCACUGCAUCAUGACGACAAACAAAUUAAAAAAACUUAGACAAGCUGUGUGAUGUUGGGACUGAAGAAACAACACAAGCUCAAGAACAUCUGCUGCUCCAGAUGUUUUGGGGGAAAACACUGCAGAACAUCUUCAUUUACGUUUGUGCAUUUAAUGUGUAAAUAUUGGUGGGAUUGUUUUGUUCACGGUGAUGUUCAUGAAUUUCUGCGUGUCACUUACGUGUAAAUUAACUUAAUUUAUUUAAAUGAUUGCAAAGAUGAAUCGCACAUGUAUUUAUCUGAAACGUGUUUGUGGUGUAACUGUGAAAUACAAAAAAAUAGAGCAAAAUUUAAAAAAAGAACUGAAAAAAGUCUGCAUUGUUGAUCCAUGUUCCAGAUUAGCGUAUCAUUAAUGCUAACAUGCUUAUGUUUAGCAAGUAUAAUGUUCACCAUCUUGGCAUCUUAAUUAGCACUACACACAAAGUGCAGUUGAGGCUGGAAUCUCAAGUUCUGCAGGUAUUUAGUGAUAAA
This is a messenger RNA of Anarrhichthys ocellatus (wolf-eel), 2166 nucleotides long. RefSeq names its product motor neuron and pancreas homeobox 2b (gene mnx2b). The record is from RefSeq and is a predicted model, not a curated record. Gene Ontology annotation, cellular component: nucleus. The transcript is spliced from 3 exons. Lineage: Eukaryota; Metazoa; Chordata; Actinopteri; Perciformes; Anarhichadidae. Gene Ontology annotation, biological process: central nervous system development; regulation of DNA-templated transcription; neuron projection morphogenesis. Bases 318 to 1304 code for a protein of 328 amino acids. Gene Ontology annotation, molecular function: DNA-binding transcription factor activity, RNA polymerase II-specific; sequence-specific double-stranded DNA binding.